Nematolebias whitei (Rio pearlfish) is the source of this 1257-nucleotide messenger RNA. RefSeq names its product zona pellucida sperm-binding protein 3. Gene Ontology annotation, cellular component: extracellular matrix. Gene Ontology annotation, molecular function: acrosin binding. The coding region runs from base 58 to 1143 and encodes 361 amino acids. Gene Ontology annotation, biological process: egg coat formation; positive regulation of acrosome reaction; binding of sperm to zona pellucida. NCBI's taxonomy places the organism in Eukaryota, Metazoa, Chordata, Actinopteri, Cyprinodontiformes, Rivulidae. The transcript is spliced from 8 exons. The record is from RefSeq and is a predicted model, not a curated record.
GUUGACAUUGUUCCACUCUCCUUGGGUUCAGGUGUAGAGUCUGCUGUUUGGAGCACAAUGGGGCCUUCAGGUGCUUUAGUCUCUCUGGUGCUCGUUUGUUUGGCCUCUGCGCUCACAGAUGCCAUCAGGACUCUCAAAGAGGGUCCGAUGAUCGACGCUGAAGGAAGGGAGUAUAAAUCGUUCCCUCAAAUGGACAACAGCAGAGCAAACCCCAGCAGCAAACCCACUGUUCGUGUUCAGUGCACCGAGGUGUCCAUGAUCAUCUUUAUCCAGGCUGACUUCUACAGGACCGGGCACCUGAUCUCACCAGGAGAGCUGUUUCUGGGAGACGCCAAGUUUUCAAAGAGCAGUCCGUGCCAGGCUGUUCCUGUGGGUGACCACGAGUAUGUCAUUGAAGCGAACUUGCAAGACUGUGGCUCUAAACUAACGAUAUCUGACGGUGAUGUGAUCUACUCCAACAACCUGAGGUUCUCUCCUGCUCUGGGUUAUCCUGGAAUUACAAGGAUGGGUGAAGCUGUCGUUCCAGUUUCCUGCCACUACAAAAGGAAGCACACCGUGAGCAGCAUGACUCAGGAGAAUCCACCUCUAAAAUUCUCCACUGUGGGAGGAUCUCCUUUCUCUCUGAAACUGAUGACUGGGGACUGGCUGAAUGAGCGGCAUUCCAACACCUUCCUCCUCGGUGAGCCCCUGCACAUGAAGGCGUGGUACUCUGGCCCUGAUUCAAAGUGGCUCUUUGUUGACAACUGUGUCGUCACACUGACCCCUGACCCCACGUCUGUGCCACGAUACUACAUCAUUGAAAACCAUGGGUGCUUCAUUGACGCAAAAGACGGCGGCUUGCAUUCACUCUUCCUGCCCAGAACAACGGCCGACUCGAUUCACUUCAAGUUUGACGCAUUCCUGUUUCAGAAUGAAUUGAGUAACACUAUUUACAUAACUUGCAAACUCAAAGCUACAAAUCAGCUGAAGAGCAGCCCUGGUAACAAAGCCUGCAACUAUGUGCAAAAAAGGUGGAUGAAUGUUGAUGGAAGUGAUGGCAUGUGUUGGUGCUGCAAUGGUGUCUGCCAUAACGGACUGCCUAAAGAUGACCAGAACUGCGACACUUUGACCCUUGGCCCUUUGAUGAUUUUCCCUAGGAAAUGAACAAAACUCUGGACGGCAAACUCUCUGCACAUUUUACCUGGCAGAAAAAUCAAAUGUACUGAAUGUUUUAACUGAAGAGGAUUUUGUCCCAACAAUAAAACUGAAAGAAGGCAA